CUGGAGAGAAACCCUAUGAAUUGAAUGAAUCCAUUCAUGAGGCAGAGCCCUCAUGACACAGUCACCUCUUCAAGGCCCCACUUUUGAAUACUGACACAUUGGGGAUGAAGUUUCAGUAUGAGUUUUGGAGGGGACAAACAUUCAAACCUAGCAGUGGCCAAUCAGGACUCAAUGAUCUUUGAGGAUGUGGCCGUGAACUUUACCCAGGAGGAGUGGGCUUUGCUGGAUCCUUCCCAGAAGAAACUCUACAGAGAUGUGAUGUGGGAAAUCAUCAGGAACCUGAUGUCUGUAGGAAUAAAAUGGGAAGACCGGAACACUGAAGAUCAGUACAAAAAUUCCAGGAGAAAUCCAAGAAAUCAUAUAGCAGAGAGACUCUGUGAAUGUAAAGAUGGUCAAUGUAGAGAAACUUUCAGCCUGAUUCCAGACGGUAUAACGAACAAGACUCUUCCUGGGGUAAAACCAUGUGAAAGCAGUGUGUGUGGAGAAGGCAACAUGGAUUAUUCAUCUCUGAAUUGCUACAUCAGAGCUGACAUUGGACACAAACCAUAUGAGUGUCAGGAACAUGGAGAGAAGUCACAUAAAUAUAACCAGUGUGUAAAAACCUUCAGUUGCCUCCAUUCCUUCCAAACACAUGAAAAGCCUCACACUGGAGAGAAACCCUAUGAUUGUAAGGAAUGGGAAAAAACCUUCGUUUCUCUCCAAACUGUUCGAAGAUACAGGGUAACACACAGUGGAGAUGGACCUUAUAAAUGUAAGUUUUGUGGGAAAGCCUUUGAUAAUCUCAGUUUAUAUCUCACACAUGAAAGAUCUCAUACUGGACAGAAGCCAUAUGAAUGUAAUGAAUGUGGGAAAGCCUUUGGUUUUCCCAGCUCCUUUCAUAGACAUGAAAGAACGCACACCGGGGAGAAACCAUAUGAAUGUAAGCAAUGUGGGAAAACCUUUAGUUGUUCCAGUUCUAUUAAAAAACAUGAAAGAAUCCACACUGGAGAGAAGCCCUAUGAAUGCAAGCAAUGUGGGAAAGCCUUCGCUUCUUCCAAUUCCUUUCAGUAUCAUGAAAGGACUCACACUGGAGAGAAACCCUAUGAAUGUAAGCAAUGUGGGAAAGCCUUUAAUUGUUCCAGUUCCAUUAGAAAACAUGCAAGAAUUCACACUGGAGAGAAACCCUAUAUAUGUAAACAAUGUGGUAAAGCUUUUAGAUUUCCCAGUUCUAUUAAAAAUCAUGAAAAGACUCACACUGGAGAGAAACCCUAUGAAUGUGAGGAAUGUGGGAAAGCCUUCAGAUAUUCCAGUUCACUUCGAGUACAUAAAAGAAUUCACACUGGAGAGAAGCCAUAUGAAUGUGAGGACUGUGGGAAAGCCUUCAGUCAUCCCACGACCUUUCAUAGACAUAAAAUUACCCACACUGCAGAGAAACCUUAUGAAUGUCAGGAAUGUGGGAAAGCCUUCCGUUAUCCCAUUGCUUUUCGUAGACAUAAAAUUACCCACACUGCAGAGAAACUUUGAGUGUAAGGAAUGUGGAAAAGCCUUCUGUUAUCACAGUUCCCUUCAAAGACACGAAAGGACUCACAAUGGAGAAAAGUUGUAUGGAUAUAAAAAAUGUAAAGCCGGCUGGGCAUGGUGGCUGAAACCUGUAAUCCCAGCACUUUGGGAGGCCAAGGCAGGCGGAUCAUGAGGUCAAGAGAUUGAGACCAUCACAGCCAACAUGCAGAUUGAGAGAUCAGAUGGGAGAAAGGCUUGACUAUGUCGCCAGCAGCCUCAUGCCAAAUUCCUGAUCCCCGGAGGACAGUCAGAGCCCCCCCUCCUGCUCCAAGGCCAGGAGAUGGCGCCACUGGACGCUGACAGACACCCACAGACGUGUCUGUAGCAUCCUCUGUCACACUGGGACCCGUACUGGCAGCAGGAGCCAUAGAGAGGACUGGAACACCUGGAAGCCAGGAAUUGGGUAGAUUUUUCUCCAUCCCUUUACUUCAAGCCUAAGGGUGUCAUUGCAUGUGACAUGGGUCUCUUGAAGACAGCAUACCAUUGGAUCUUGCUUUUUUAUCCAAGUUGCCACUGUGCCUUUUUUUAUUUAUUUUUUUGAGAUGGAGUCUUGCUCUGUCGCCCAGGCUGGAGUGCAGUGGCACAAUCUCGGCUCACUGCAAGCUCCGCCUCCUGGGUUCACGCCAUUCUCCUGCCUCAGCCUCUCCAAGUAGCUGGGACUACAGGCACCCGCCACCACGCCCGGCCAAUUUUUUUUUUGUAUUUUUAGUAGAGACAGGGUUUCACCGUGGUCUCGAUCUCCUGACCUUGUGAUCCGCCUGCCUCAGCCUCCCAAAGUGCUGGGAUUACAAGCGUGAGCCACCGCGCCUGGCCUCCACUGUGCCUUUUGAUUGGGGCAUUUAGCCUGCUUACCUUCCAGGACUCAGUGACCUUUGAGGAUGUGGCUGUGAACUUCACCCAGGAGGAGUGGGCUUUGCUGGAUCCUUCCCAGGAGAAUCUCUACAGGGAUGUGAUGCAGGAAACCUUCAAGAACCUGAUGUCUGUAGGAAUAAAAUGUGAAGACCAGAUCAUUGAAGAUCAGUACAAUAAUUCUAGAAGAAAUCUAAGAAGUCAUAUGGUAGAGACAGUCUGAAGGUAAGGAAGAUGGUCAAUGUGAAGAAAUCUUCAGCCUUAUUCCAAAUGGUAUAGUGAAGAGGGCUUUUACUGGAGUCAAAUCGUAUGAAAGUAGUGUGUGGAGAAGGCAAUAUGGAUCAUUCAUCUCUUAAUUGCUACAUCAGAGCUGACACUGGACACAAAUCAGAUGAGUGCCAGGAACAUAGAAGCCACAUAAGCAAUGUGUGAAAACAUUCAGCUAUUGCCACUCCUUUCAAACACAUGAAAGGCCUCACACUGGAAAGAAACUCCAUGUAAGAAAUGUGGAAAAACCUUCAUUUCUGUUCAAACCUUUUGAAGACACAUGGUAAUGCACAGUGAAGAUGAACCUUAUAAAUGUAAGUUUUGUGGGAAGGCCUUUGAUAAUCUACAUUUAUAUCUUACACAUGAAAGAACUCACACUGGAGAGAAACCUUAUGAAUGUAAACAAUGUGGUAAAUCCUUUGGUUAUGCUGCUACCCUUUGAGAGCACAAAAGAACUCACACUGGAGAGAAACCCUGUGAAUGUAAUAAAUGUGGGAAAGCCUUCAGUUGUUCCAGUUCCAUUCGAAAACAUGCAAGAAUUCACACUGGAGAGAAACCCUAUAUAUGUAAACAAUGUGGCAAAGCCUUUAGAUAUUCCAGUUCUGUUCAGAAUCAUGAAAACACUCACACUGGUGAAAAACCCUAUGAAUGUAAGCAAUGUGGGAAAGCCUUUAGUUAUUCCAGUUACUUUCGAAUACAUGAAAGAAUUCACACUGGAGAGCAGGUGUAUAAAUGUAAGCAAUGUGGAAAAACAUUCACUUAUCCCAGUGCCUUUCAUAAACAUAAAAGUACCCACACUUCACAGAAACUUUAUGAAUGUAAGGAAUGUGGGAAAGCAUUUGUUUUAGUUCCUUUCAUAGUCAUGAAGGGAUUCACACUGGAGAGAAACCCUAUGAAUGCAGAACAUGUGGAAAAACCUUCAGUAGUUCUAAGUACUUAAAAAUACAUGGAAGAACUCACACUGGAGAGAAGUCCUAUGCAUGUAAAGAAUGAGGGAAAGUAUUUUAUUGUCUCAGUCCUCUUCAAAGACAUGAAAGGACUCACAUCAGAGAAAAGUUGUCUGAAUGUAAAAAAUGUAAUAAAGCCUUCCAUUCGCCCAGUACCAUUAGAAACCAUGAAAGAACUCACACUUAAGAAAACCACAGUGAUGUUAGGAAUAUGGG
Messenger RNA from Symphalangus syndactylus (siamang), 3818 nucleotides. Its product is annotated as zinc finger protein 627-like. Gene Ontology annotation, biological process: regulation of DNA-templated transcription. NCBI's taxonomy places the organism in Eukaryota, Metazoa, Chordata, Mammalia, Primates, Hylobatidae. The record is from RefSeq and is a predicted model, not a curated record. Gene Ontology annotation, cellular component: nucleus.